AUGUGGAUGUUGCUUGACACAAUAUUGACCAAAGGAUUUGAUAAAUGUGACCAACAUUCCUCGCGCUCAGCUUUCCAGACUGGAGCCUCCGAGAAUGCAAGGGAAUCUACCACAAAUUCUCUGACAAAUCAGAAGAUGAUAGAGAAUGGGAAUCCCCGGACCAUCAAACACAGGAAAUCAGAUGACCCCAGAGAUUAUGGGCCUUUCUAUUAUGUUGCAGGCACAAAUGGAACUGAUCUAAUUGUCAACUACUGUGAAAACAGGGGAUGGAAACGAAUCUUUGACAACAACAGAGGAGACUACAUCUUUAAGUGGUCGGAAUUCAAAAUGAUUUCCAACUAUCAGAACUUCCGUCCAGGUCGGCAAAUAUUAAACCAGAUCCCAAACAACAGGAUCCUGACUACGAAAGCUGGCCUAUGCAGUUCGCUCAAGGAAUAUGAACGAAUAGCAAUUAAAUAUUCAAAAGUAAUAUUUUGCAAGUCCAUAAGAUUGGAUGAAUUUUUCCCUCAGUCAUUCCGCAUUGAUCUGCAAAGUGAUCGCCAAGCCUUUUUUGAUGCCUUCAGAGAUGGGCAGAUUUGGAUUUGUAAACCUUCCAAUUUACAAGAGGGUCGGGGGAUCUUCCUCCUGAAAUCUCGGGAAGACCUGGCUGUAUUCCGUGCAAAGGUGGAAAGUGUGGAAGAUAAUCCAAUGAUCAAACCAAUUCACUAUAAUUCCAUCAUUCACAGAGUGGUGCAAAGAUAUGUUGUCAGGCCCUUACUCCUGGAAGGAAGGAAGUUCGAUGUUCGCUCAUACUUUUUGAUUGCCUGCACGGCCCCUUUUAUGGCUUUCUUUCACCAUGGUUAUGCCAGAUCAACAUGCAACAGAUACGAUCCUUUCUCUGAUGAUCUGACAAGUCACCUGACCAAUCAGUUCAUACAGAGAAAGAAUCCCCUGUACAAUGGAAUGAAGGAGGAAACAAUCUGGUCUAUGGAACGAUUGAAUAAGUAUAUUAAUGAGAGGUAUAUGAAAGAAAAGCAUCUCCCAAAGGACUGGGUCUUCACUGUUUUUGCAAGGAAGAUGCAGGAAAUUAUGACAAUAUGCUUCAAUACUGCCAGGACCAAACUGGAUCCUAAAUUGGGCUACUUUGACCUAAUGGGCUGCGACUUUAUUAUUGAUCAAAAUUUCAAGGUUUGGUUACUGGAGAUGAAUGCCAAUCCAUCUUUACAUAGACACUGUUCAGUUCUCAAAUCGCUUAUCCCUCAAUUAGUCUACGAAGCGCUUGAUGUGGUACUUGAGAUAUUCAAAAAAUGUAGUAACGGAGCAUACAUCUUACCACUUCAGUCACAGAAGGAGUUUGUCCUCAUAUAUAACAAUUGCCAUCUGUCUCAGAUUCCAAGACCAUUAAGGGUUGGAAGGACCUCUCCCACAAUUUCUAAGCAGUCUUCCCAGCUAUGUCCACGUACUUUGAAGCGUCCAGUGAGAAAGUCUUUAAGAAAACCAUCAGCGAUCACAUCUCUAUCAGAUCAUGCUGGUGCUGAAAUGAAACCUCUCCAGAAAGCCGUUUCCAUGCUAUCCCAUGGUCAACUACCAGUCAUCGCCCAGAUACAGAGCUUUUACUGUUCAGAGUCCAAAGCUAAAACCAACCACUUCAUAAGAAGCCAGACUGCCUCUUUGGAAGGAUGGAGUCAACUGCAAACCAGUGAUUCCAAACCAAUGCUGAUGACUACUCCGUUCAUAUCUGGACUCAACAAAAGUUUUGCUGCCAUUCCGAAAAAGAGCAAGAGCUUGGAAUGUAGUCUACUCUCCAAGUAG
Rhincodon typus (whale shark) is the source of this 1791-nucleotide messenger RNA. Its product is annotated as protein polyglycylase TTLL10-like. Gene Ontology annotation, biological process: protein modification process. The transcript is spliced from 12 exons. NCBI's taxonomy places the organism in Eukaryota, Metazoa, Chordata, Chondrichthyes, Orectolobiformes, Rhincodontidae. The record is from RefSeq and is a predicted model, not a curated record. The coding region runs from base 1 to 1791 and encodes 596 amino acids.